Molecule: messenger RNA, 735 nt
Organism: Oppiella nova
Lineage: Eukaryota; Metazoa; Arthropoda; Arachnida; Sarcoptiformes; Oppiidae
Source: the annotation of a GenBank genome assembly
AUGAGGUUCGCUCAGGAGUUUGAGUACGAAGUGCUGACCAUCGAUGAGAUACAGAAGCAAAUACACGGUUGCAUCGAAGAGAUCAAAGCCGUCAUACAGUUGUCUUCGGCCACAAUCCGCACACUUCUCGCACAUUUCAAAUGGGAUACACAGAAACUGUUGGAACGGCUGUUCGACGGCAAUCAGGAACAGCUCUUCGCCGACAUUGGGAUCGUGUCCAACAGGACGGAGAGGACGACACCCAAUGGCAACGAAAGCAAAAGGCAGUGCUAUGCGAAGAGUGUGUGUUUCAUCUGCUAUUCCGAUGACAUCAAACCCCACCACUUACUGCGAUCACCUCUUUUGCACUCAUUGUUGGACGCAAUACUUGACCACAAAAUCAUGUCUGAGGGCGACGUGAUGGCCAUCACCUGUCCGGCCACCGACUGCAAAGUGGUGGUCGACGAGGAGCAGGUGCUGCAACUGAUCACCGAUGAGACGGUGAGAGCCAAAUACCAGCGCCUGAACACCGACUCUUACGUGUCGUCCAAUCGGCUGUUGAGAUGGUGUCCCCGUCCGGACUGUUUGCACGCGUUUAGCGCUCAGACCAAAGAGGCGCAUCCCGUGGUGUGCGUCUGCGGUAAACAGAUCUGCUUCGGCUGUGGAGAAGACAAUCACGAGCCCAUCGGCUGUCAACUGCUGCGCGAGUGGAACGUGAAGUCCGCCGGAAGUAACGGCGAGAUGAUCGACGGAUAG